Acaulospora morrowiae is the source of this 1068-nucleotide messenger RNA. Lineage: Eukaryota; Fungi; Glomeromycota; Glomeromycetes; Diversisporales; Acaulosporaceae. The record is from the annotation of a GenBank genome assembly.
AUGGGAGUUGACAAAAGAAAAGACGUAUCCAACUCUGACUCUGAAUCCAAGGGAUUGAAGGUUGAUAAAGAGAAGUCCACUAUGAAACUCAAACCCAAUUCCUCUGGAUCUAAGCGAAGGCGACUUGACUCUCGAGAUGAAGAGGAACCCAAAUCCUUGAGUAAUGUGAACAACGGAUUUAAAAAACGAUGUUGGGAUCCAUGUAAUAUUUACAUAUUCGGAGCACCUGGAACGAGAAAGACUUUUUGGACUAAUAUUGUAUUCCCGAAUGCAUAUAAAAAAUCGAUGGAUGAUAAUUGGGAAAAUUAUAAUAAUGAUCACAUUAUUGUUAUUAAUGAGAUAGAACGAGGGUCAGCAUCCCAGACAAAUUUACUUAAUAUUCUCGAUCGAGCUCCAAUAAAAAUUCAGGUUAAGGGGUCAUCACUCGAUUAUGUUGGAAUGUAUCAAGUAUUAAUAUCAAAUACGGGAUUACGGGAAUUGUAUGAUUAUGAUGGUGAUAUCCCAUAUUAUGAAAGAUUUUACAGGGCAAUCGAGAGAAGAUUUAAUUUUAUUAUAGAGUAUCGCAAAAUUAGAAAUGAUAGUGUACGUGUUUGUAAUGUUGAAUGUACAUGUUGCAGAAUUCAAAGAAUUUUUCACAAGGGCUCAAGAGAAAAAUUUCAAAAGUUGGAAUUUGAUAUUGAAUUCGAUGAAAAGAUAACUCGGGAUUGUGCAUUGGAGAUUGUACGAAAGUUAAAUAGAGAAGGAAAGUUGUUACAAUUGGAUAAUAAAAUUAUCUGGAGAGAAGAUUUUAAUGAUGAUAAUAGAUAUAUGGUUAGAGAUGGGGACGAGUUGCAUCUAGAUUUCAUUGUUUAUUCUGAGAUUUUAGUACAAGACCUGAUUUGUGAGGAGAUAUCAUCGUUUGCGAAUGAUCAGCUUGUUGCUUUAACCGAACAUAUCAUGAAGAGAGUAUGGAAUAAUAAGGUUUUAAAAUAUUCCACAUCCUUUCGCACAUACAUCGAAGAAACUUUAAAUGGAUUAUAUAUUACACGUAUGGAACUUUGUGCGGCAUUGUUCUAUCUUGUAAAGUAA